Messenger RNA from Carlito syrichta (Philippine tarsier), 380 nucleotides. RefSeq names its product chromosome unknown C17orf67 homolog (gene CUNH17orf67). Lineage: Eukaryota; Metazoa; Chordata; Mammalia; Primates; Tarsiidae. The coding region runs from base 1 to 273 and encodes 90 amino acids. The record is from RefSeq and is a predicted model, not a curated record. The transcript has 4 exons.
AUGAAGACGCUGCUGGUAUUCCUGCUGUCUCUCACCUUGCUGGCGUUCUUCUCAGAGUCCUCCCCAAUUCUGAAGGAGAAGCAGGCCAAACAGCUCCUGAGAUCCCGGCGACAGGACAGGACAAGCAAACCUGGAUUCCCUGACGAGCCGAUGCGGGAGUAUAUGCACCAUCUGCUGACCCUGGAGCACCGUGCGGAGGAGCAGUUCCUGGAGCACUGGCUGAACCCUCACUGCAAACCCCACUGUGACAGGAAUGUAGUCCAUCCUGUGUAAGGGGCUCCGAAUCAGCCUUGGAAGCAUUCUGAUAGGCAAUGACCUGGAUAAUGUUGAAACAGGACAAGUCUCCUUUUAUCACUUGCUUUUAAACUGCGGAAAUGGAC